Messenger RNA from Puccinia graminis f. sp. tritici CRL 75-36-700-3, 408 nucleotides. RefSeq lists its product as uncharacterized. Lineage: Eukaryota; Fungi; Basidiomycota; Pucciniomycetes; Pucciniales; Pucciniaceae. Bases 1 to 408 code for a protein of 135 amino acids. The record is from RefSeq and is a predicted model, not a curated record. The transcript has 4 exons.
AUGCCAAGAGACAUCUCGUUAAGAUCCAGUGAUGCUGCGAUGAUAGAUCAUGGGCAACCCGGAGUCGGCAAAAAACAGUCGUGUCUGCGACAGAGAUUUCGCAAGGAAAAAGCUGCAAACCAAUACCAGUUGAGUGUGUUGGAAAAGAAAGAAACGGGGAUUAAAGAAAUAAUCCAAGAGCUCAAAAAUGAAUUUGGGCAGGAUGAGUUUGAAACAGACAUCAUUGAAGAAUUGGAAGACUUUCACAAGACCUUGAAGGAGCCAAUGCAGGACAGAUUGUUUGAGUUGCAUGGAGGCUCUCGAAUGCGAAUCAAUCCCCGGACGACGGAAAUGCCCUCUCUGAACCCCUGGUUUUGCGGUGGAAAACUUUGGAAACAAAGUUUGAUGCUCUUCAAACUGAAAAUUUAA